CAGGCCUCCCUAUUAAGCCUGUUUUACUUAUUGAAGCUCUUAACUAUUCAAGGGAGUGAAACUGCUCUACAACCAAGUACAGAGAAAAUGUCAGCAUCCAACUCACAGAAGCACUUUGUUCUAGUCCAUGGUGCAGGCCAUGGAGCUUGGUGUUGGUACAAAAUCAAGCCGAGGCUGGAGUCCGCUGGUCACAAGGUCACGGCCCUCGAUAAUGCAGCUUCAGGCAUCGACACCAAGUCCCUAGAAGAUGUUCAUUCACUAGAAGAGUACUCUGAGCCUUUGCUUCAGUUUAUCGGAUCACUUGGUCCACAAGAAAAGGUGAUCCUUGUAGGUCACAGCCUUGGGGGCAUGAACUUGUCUGUUGCCAUGGAGAAGUUCCCUGAGAAAAUUUCUGCCGCUGUCUUCCUGGCUGCUUUUCUGCCAGAUACCACACACCACCCAUGGUAUAUUGUAGAUCAGUUCAUGCAAAAAUUACCAUUAGACAGAUGGUUGGACACCCAGUUUGGACAGUUUGGAGAAGAACCCUUUGCUUCAUUUCAUUUUGGUCCCAAGUUCUUGGCAACAAGUCUCUAUCAACUCAGCCCCAUUGAGGAUAUUGAACUCGCCAAGAGUCUAGUAAGGAAGAGUUCCUUCUUUCGUGAACAAGUGUGUAAGAUGAAGAACCUCUCAAAUGAGGGUUAUGGAUCGGUUACAAGAGUUUAUGCAGUUUGUGAGAAGGACAUGGUAAUAACCAAGGAAUUUCAGCAUUGGAUGAUUCAAAAUAGUGGGGUUAAAGAUGUGGUGGAGAUCAAGGGAGCUGAUCAUAUGCCAAUGUUUUCAAAGCCACAAGAACUUUCCAAUUCUCUUCUAGAGAUAGCACAUAAGUACACUUAAAAUGUCAGUGAGCUACAAUUAUGCUAAUUGCUAGAACAAUAAAUUGCAGCCUAGAAAGUUCUAGUUUGCUCUUUCUUUUGUUAAUAUGAACAAUGUGAGUGCUUGUAUUUGUAUAAACAUCUAUUGCGACUUCAUUUCAAUUUCGAAGUUUUCAAUUUAUGUCAAAA
This is a messenger RNA of Rosa chinensis, 1040 nucleotides long. RefSeq names its product salicylic acid-binding protein 2. Lineage: Eukaryota; Viridiplantae; Streptophyta; Magnoliopsida; Rosales; Rosaceae. The transcript has 3 exons. Gene Ontology annotation, biological process: jasmonic acid metabolic process; salicylic acid metabolic process. The record is from RefSeq and is a predicted model, not a curated record. The coding region runs from base 88 to 873 and encodes 261 amino acids. Gene Ontology annotation, molecular function: methyl jasmonate esterase activity; methyl indole-3-acetate esterase activity; methyl salicylate esterase activity.